Messenger RNA from Struthio camelus australis, 7029 nucleotides. The record is from RefSeq and is a predicted model, not a curated record. Lineage: Eukaryota; Metazoa; Chordata; Aves; Struthioniformes; Struthionidae.
CUAAUUAUUGUCCUGCAGGACAGCUGAUCUAUUUCAAACAGGAAGCUGUUUACAGAUAACACUUGCAACUGUUUUGUCUGAUUUGUUGAACUGUCGAAAAGCAAAAGGGAACCUCUUUUCAAAUUAAAAACUGUCAGACUUCUGUAAACAGCAGCAAUGAGGUUCAUCUGUGCAGUGUCCCUGCAGGCACAGUGUGUUCUGCAGUUCCCAUUUUCUCAGCAACCAUAAGCUGGCUGUUUUCUGUUGUAAAGGUGAGCUUCUAAUACAGCUGCAAACCAAGGAGUGAAGAUGAAAUUGCAGAAGUGAAGCAGAUGACAGAAGAUCCACUAAGGGCUUAGAAUUACACCUUGGGAGUCACUGACCUGUAAGUGCUCAUUAUGAAGAGAGAUCUGGUUUUCUUGGUGACUCUAAUUAGCCUUGCCUUCCUGUCACUGCUAAGAUCUGGAUAUCCUCAACAUAUAGCAGAGGAGUCCUGCUCUGUUCAAAUUCUUGUUCCAGGCCUCAAAGGGGAGGCUGGAGAAAAGGGCGAAAAAGGUGCUCCAGGUCGUCCAGGCAGAGUUGGGCCUCCAGGAGAAAAAGGAGAAAUGGGGGACAAAGGACAGAAAGGCAGCAUGGGACGGCAUGGAAAAAUUGGUCCUAUUGGUUCAAAAGGUGAAAAAGGAGAUAAUGGUGAUAUAGGACCACCGGGUCCUAAUGGCGACCCAGGCAUCCCUUGUGAGUGUAGCCAGCUAAGGAAGGCUAUUGGUGAAAUGGAUAUCCAAGUGGCCCAGCUGACAACGGAAUUAAAAUUCAUAAAAAAUGCACUGCCCUCCCCCGCAGCUGUUGCUGGUGUGCGUGAGACAGAUAAUAAGAUAUACCUGCUGGUGAAGGAGGAGAAGAGAUACUUGGAAGCCCAGCUCUACUGCCACGGAAGAGGAGGAACACUGAGCAUGCCCAAGGACGAGAACGCCAACAGCCUCAUCGCCUCCUACAUCAAUCAAGCCGGGCUCACCAGAGUUUUCAUAGGCAUUAACGACCUAGAGAAAGAGGGAAAUUUUGUCUAUUCUGACCGAUCCCCCAUGCAGACCUUCAACAAAUGGCGCAGCGGGGAGCCCAAUAACGCUUAUGACGAGGAGGACUGUGUGGAGAUGGUGGCGUCUGGAGGCUGGAAUGACGUUGCAUGUCAUAUUACGAUGUAUUUUGUUUGUGAAUUUGACAAAGAAAAUGUGUAAGCUUCUCUGCUUUUUCUUUAUUUUAAGAAAAGUUUUUGAAGCGGAUUGUAUAAGUUACCCCAUGUUUAUAGAGUGCAAGUGUUAUUUUACAAGUAUGUGACAUCAGUGUUGUACAGCUGUAAAUACAAUUUAGGUAUUUCAAAUAUCAAUAUUUACCCUUCAGAAGGGAAGAGCAAUGAUAAGUAAGACAUGACGUGUUUUUCUUUAGGAAAUAUGUGUAUUUAGAUAAAAAUGAGGCUUGAGGCUAAAUUCUGCCCUCAUGACAGUUAACAAAUGUGGUUGCAUGACUGUGAGGGAAGGCCGAAUUUGGUCUUUACUUGUUAGAAUUAUAUUUCUGAAGAAGUAGAUUCUUGAUAUUCUUUUAUCUUAGCAAAAUUUGUAGUUAUAAACAUUAAUUGCUUGUAGUGAUACAGGGGUAAUUCAGCCACAAGGCAAAUAUUUUGUAUACUCCAGUUGAUUAGUACAAAUAUUACUGCAAGUUUUUUGGACGUGAAGGUAUUACAACUUUUUUUUUUUUGAAACAUAGCCAAAGCAACUGACUAAUCAGGAGUACUACCAAUUUUGUAAUGUUUUCUUAUUAAACUGUUCAUAAAUAACACCACAAGGAGGCCCUUCAGUGAACUAACUGAGUUUUAGUGCUGGGGGAGGACUAAGUUCUUGUAAUUCAGUACCGAAAGAGGGAUCCAAACGAAAUGGGUGUUUUGGGAUUUGCUAAAGGUAAAAAUAAGAUUUUGUCUUCUGCAUUUUUUAGUUGAGAAUGCUUCAGUGCAUGAUCUAUUUAAGGCCCCAGAUAAUUUCUUAAAGUAAAUGUUUCACAUUUGCAUAAGAUGAUCUUACUGCAAAAAACAAAGAAACAAAUACUGAUCCUCCACGGUUUAAAUUUCUCCAUAAAUAGACAACGAAUGUCAGAAAAAUGGUUUAGCCAAUAGUUCUUUUUGGCAGGAAAACAGCUUCCACCUUUAGUCAGAUUUCACUGCUGACCCCCUGAAAAGCAGCAACAAAUUUCAAAUAUCUUUCCAGUUUAUGUAUAUAGCAGGAAUAAGUCAUUUUGCACAAAUAAUUCAUGUAUCCAGUUUACAAUUGCAUGUAAUUGAAAAUGUGAUAUAUAUUAAAAAAAAAAAAAAAAACAAACCAUAAUUUCACAAAGGAAAUGAUGGGUUACUUUGAAGCUUCCUAAGAGCCAGUUGCACAUCAGUUUAUCCUCCUGUUAGGUGUAGAAAGAUGACCACAAAACUGAACCCCAACUGAUUGUGGUGUUCAGGAAUACUCUGUGCAGUGUUUUAAGAUGAUCUUUAAGGAGGAACGACCCUUUGUCUAAAAUAUUAAUCAAAAUACGUGUAUGAUCAGUAUGGAAGGUAUAUCUACAAUAUAUCCAGAGCGGAUCUGGCAUGUGCUUCCAGAUGUUUUCUCUCAGCAAGGCAGGACCAACUCGUAUCUACUUUAUAGUGUCACGGUAUAUGAAUAAUCAAUAAUCGUAUAAAUUUGUUCAUAUCCACAGAGCCUGACAGUAUACUUAAGAAAACAAACUGUUUUGCUUGAUAUAUUUACUCUGUGGAUUUGAACCCAGUGUAUAUAUGUUUACUAUUAAUUUUGAAGAUCAGUAGCACAUUCUUAUAAAUUGGAAUAUCAGCCCAGCACUAGAGCAACCACUGUAAGAAAUGAAUGGCCUUACCUUUUUUCUUGUAAAGGUAGGUAUGAUUUCUGUAUGUAAGGCUUUCUUUGAAUUGUGCAUUAAUAUCUGUUAAAUACUGUGGAUAUGGUUCUACGCUAAUAUUCAAAGACUCUUUACAGAAUUUGCGAGGGCUGACUGUUCCAGUGGAGCAAUUUGCAUGUCAUGGUUGUUUGCUGCCUGCCUACCUGCUACGGAAAUCCUCAGAAACCUUUUGCAUCUCCAAUAUACUUUUGUCAAAUCAUUGUAGGUAUAUUAAGAUAGUCCAAACUGGAGUUCCAGAUAUCUGAGGCUCCCUCAUUACGUAAGUGCCUAAGAUGUCAAUUGUUUAUUUUUCACUCAGUUUUUGAAAGUCUCUGAUACAAUAGGUUGAUUUCCCCACAAACAUGAAAAGAGACCUUUUCAAAUUCCUUUUAAAGAGGUGAGAAACUUUUUUAGAUACCAAAUCCUCCUAUUUUAGCUGUAUGGAAGUCACGCCACAUUUAUAAAGAUUGCCUUGAUGUGUAGAGCAUUUAAGCAGUCUGAAUUUCUAUUAAAAUUUAUAAUAAAAAAUAAAGGCGAUGGAAAAAAACACCUCCUUCCCCCAGUUCUUAUGUUCUUCAGGAUAUGUUUUUGCAGCUCUUAAAAUACGAGAUAGAAAAGGAGUUAGCUGUAUUGUCAGAGACCUUUAUGUACUUGGUUGCCACGGUCCUUAUUUUACCGUUUGGGUAGAGGGAACAAGGUCUGAGUGUAAUGUCUGUAGCUGUGCUGCAAGGAGCAAAGACUGCCCAUCUGUUACUAACCUCUGCAAGAGACUGGGCAAAAAAUAUCAGAGGGAUCGGAAGUGAGUGAGCCCUUGCCCAUUUAUUUUGCCCUCCAGCUGCUGACCGACUUAGGCAGACCCUUAUUGGAGGCAGAAAUCAGUAUUACGUGCUGGCUGGGCAAAGCCUGCUGAAGUGCGUGGUAAGAUUUCUAUUGCUUUCAGUGGAAUUUGGUUCUGCCACUAUCUUGUGAUUUGGAGCAAAUGAGUCUUGGUUGCUUAUUUUAAUAAGUAUGGGGAGCAAAGAGCCACCAUUUUAGGAGAAAGUCAAAUAGUAAGUUAGUUUUAUUUUAUUUGGGGUAUUCUCCAUGUGCAUUGAAACCUGUAUUGUUAUAUCAGUAUUUGUGUGCUUCUGUGGAAGACUUUUGAACAUUUCUGUUUAGUAAGCCUGUACUGACAGAUUUCCCAGAUUAAUGUUAUGUUUUACUUUUUACGUAUAUACGGAUGAUUUUUCCCGAUACAUAUUUGCCCAUAACCCUUAUUUAUUUUAUUCUUAAUUAGUGGGCAUGUUGGUGCAUUUUAAAAAGGCAAGAAUAACAGGUUUUUGUACAGUCACCUGUUCAGGCUCUUGACUGACUUCUUCACAUAAAAGAUAUAUGUCAGUCAACAUGCUAUAUUCUGCGCAUUUAGGUGCUAAGGCUGUUUUGUUAUUUUACUGAUGUGAGGGCCUAGCACGCAGGCCCUUGCAGGAGCUGACCUGGCUGAGUCCAAGGGGAGCUCCCUCGCUGGGAAGAGCCUGGCCGUGUCCCUGCAGGCUGCCUGGGGGCCACCACCUGCGGCCACCCCUGGUCUGGACCGCACCGUGUUGCAUCCCGGUGGCUGUGUGUCAUCCUUGACUCCCAGCUCGCCUCCCCUUGCUGCUUCUGACAGCUGACGUUAUCCCUGAAAAUACGUUUUCAAGGCAGGUUGGACGUCAGGAGCAGAACUUCACCCUGGCUGUGAGUUUUUAACUGUCUUAAGUCAAAAAACAGGACUGCAAAAAUUAGUCUUUUUACAUUGAGUAUAGAACAUUGUUAUUGAUCUAUCUAUUGAUAUAGAGCAUGUUAUUGAUACAUACUCCAAGGAAACGGAGUGCUUCUUUUUACAUAAGCCCAGGAAAUACCAUUUCAAAUACGGAUUUUAAAAAAAGUAGCUGGUUGGAUUUUUUGGUUGCAAUUUUUGACGAAAAAUGGAACAAGAUGACAAGAUGAAUUAAAACAAUUUUGUCGUUUCAAAAGUGACGAAGGUUCACAAAGGGCAAAGAAUUCUCAGGUAAACAUUUUCAAGGUGUUUCAUUUUGCAAUGUUUUUCAUUUUGCAAUGUUUCAGAAUUUCAUUUUGGAUUCUGACACUUCAUUUUGACCUAUAAAGGGUUUUGAUUUUUUAUUAUUGUUAGUGUAUCUAUCUUACACUAUGUAAGUAGUAGCAUUCAACAUAAUGCUUAAAAUUUUUACUUUUUUCUUUAUGUCUUUUUUUCUUAUUGAAACAAGUUAUUUUUCUGAGAGUUCUCUUGUUUGCAGUAACAAAAGAGUUUGGCACUUGAAUCAGUUUCUCCUUUUGGGACUGCUAUGACACUAUAAACACGAGAUACUCUGAAUACAAAGCAACAAAAAUGCAAAUAUUCUGAAUACAAAGCAAAAAUAAUGUUGCUAUUUUAAUCAACAUUAAGUAGAAGAUACUCUUACUGAUUACAAAAAUGACUCAUUUAACAAUUAUGCCAUAUAACAAGCAGUUUAUGCACUAUUAAAUAACCAAUUAUUAAAUAAAAAUGAGUAUUUUAAAUAUGAAAAUCUUAAAAAUAUAUUUUCAUCCUGAGUUGAAACAAAAAGAUGUCAAAGUAGCAAAACUUCCAGUAAAACGGAAAUACCAGGUUUCCACCAGAUCUAAAUCCAGCUCUAGUUUUGACGGGAAGCUCAGGGCCUUGUAGUGCUGGUGGCUGAAUUAAACCCUGUACUAGGGGAAUUAACCUGCAACGCAAUCUUUAGAUUAUGCAUAACUCUACCCCUUAACACUUUUUGGACUACCUCCUCUUAACCCUUCAUUUUCAAGCAUCCUGCUGCUCACUUAGCUGUCCAUAUUUGUGCAAAAAGUCAAUUUUUUUAAAUAGGGUUCUGUUUUUCAGUGUUUGGCUUACCUUGUGAUGCCAGUAAAUCCACACCACACAACCUGUCUGCCACAGGUUAUGAACCAAGAGAUUUUUUGCCACUGAGAGAGAUGGAAAUGUGCGUACGUCUCUGAAACCACCUGAGGUGAAAGGUAUUGUGCAGAACUGGAGCUGGCCUCCUGCCCAUUCCUGGGAAGCAUUUCCCUGGUUGGGGAGAGGCAAUCCAGGCUACCGGGAGGAGAAUUGACCUUGUUGUUGCAGGUAAAGAGAAACCAGAUUCCUAAGAAUUACUUAGGAGGAAUGAGGGAAAAAAAGUGUAGCGGCAGUUUUUGGCUAUUUACAGAAGAGCUGAGAGAAAGAACCAUUUGUUUUUAAAUUUGCUGUGUUGGGAGAGAACAAACUAUGUGAACUGGGAGAGAAAGGGUUUGUGGAGGGAAUGAUAGCAGUGUGCUCAAGGUGUUUUUGUAGAUGCAUGUCUCCUUCUAGACUGGAGCUUUUCAAUUGGAUGAGGAAGGGAUGGAGCCCUCUCAAGACAAGGGGCAUGAAAUGGAAAGGGUGGGAGAAGCAAAAAGUAGAUGGGCAGAACUAGCAGCGAGUGGGAUGUCCCUGAGGUGGAGUCUAAACGUUACCUGGAGCCAUUCGUAGGCUUCUUCAGAGGGAAACGAAAUUACCAUGACCUUUGUGAUGGAAUGUCUCACUACAGCUCUGAAUGGGCAUCUACAAAGAGAGAAAAAGAGGACCAAUUUAGCAUCACAUCUAUGUCUAAAUAAAGCCCGGUGUGGGUUUAUGGCCAAAUAAUAGCAUCCACUACUCUUUGGGUAUAUUAAUGUAUGGAAGUCGCUGGGGAUACAGUUAAACACUUCUACUCAAAGGCUGACUCUGUAGCACUGAUGCCUUUCUGUAUAAUCUUUACAUAUAAAAAUAUGAAUACUGGCAGGAAUUCAAAAAGGGAGGCUCUAGUAUGCAGCUGAACAACACUCAUGUUCCCAUACUAUCAUCUAGUGGCAGUAAGAGGCAACUAAAUGUAAAAUGAUGGAACUGAGCAAUAGUUUGCUCUGCUUGUAUCAGUUACCAUGAUAUUCAGUGCACCUACUGAUGUACUGAACAACUGAUUUCCCAGCUCUGAUGUCUUCAGUAAACUUGCUUUGUGAAAAGAUCAUUUUGACUUAUAACUAAGAGUUGUCUGCUGAUUUUAAGUCUAAUACCAAUGCUCAAAUGGGAGUGACUAAGAAGUGAGAAGCAUGCCUGAAUGAGUUCAAUUAUCAUGA